Rhipicephalus sanguineus (brown dog tick) is the source of this 8003-nucleotide messenger RNA. It is a transcript of the gene Gga, whose product is annotated as ADP-ribosylation factor-binding protein GGA2. Gene Ontology annotation, molecular function: small GTPase binding; ubiquitin binding; phosphatidylinositol binding. Gene Ontology annotation, biological process: vesicle-mediated transport; intracellular protein transport. The coding region runs from base 55 to 2220 and encodes 721 amino acids. The record is from RefSeq and is a predicted model, not a curated record. Gene Ontology annotation, cellular component: trans-Golgi network. Lineage: Eukaryota; Metazoa; Arthropoda; Arachnida; Ixodida; Ixodidae. The transcript has 16 exons.
AGAAAAGCCGGCAAGCGAAGCCAAUCCGACGCGAUCCAAUCCGUCUGUCUCAAGAUGGACGACGACAGCUCGCUUGACACUCUCCUGGCGCGGGCGACGAACCCGCUAUGCCGGGAGCUGGACAUGGAGGCGGUGCAGCAGCUGUGCGAGCGCAUCCUGCUCGAGCGGGACGGCUCCCACCAGGCACUGCGCUUUCUCGCCCACAAGAUCCAGUCGCCACAGGAGAGGGAGGCCAUGCAAGCACUGCUGGUGCUGGAGGAGUGUGCCAACAGGUGCGGAGCCAAGUUCCAAGAUGAGCUGGGCAAGUUUCGCUUCCUCAACGAGCUCAUCAAGGUGGUCUCGCCCAAGUACCUGGGCAAUCGUGCCUCCCAGCGGGUCAAGCAGAAGAUCAUCGAGGUGCUGUACCGCUGGAGCAUCGAGAUGAAGCACCACGCCAAGAUCCAGGAGGCCUACCAGAUGUUGAAGCGCCAGGGUGUCAUUGCUGUCGACCCCGUCUAUGUCAUAGAGGAUUACGAGCCAGGCCCCGCGCCAGCACCCAGGUCCCAGAGUGCCGUCUUCGAGGACGAAGAAAAGUCGCAGAUGCUGCAGAAGCUGCUACAGAGCAAGAACCCCGAAGACCUGCAGGCUGCCAACCGGCUCAUCCGCAACAUGGUCAAAGAGGCGGAUCGGCGCAUGGAGAUGCUGGCGCGGCGCGCGACCGAGAUCGAGACAGUCCACAAUAAUGCCAAGGUGCUGAAGGACAUGCUGGCCAACUACAGGCCGGGCGAGACCUCUGCAGAAGAGCAGGACCUCAUGAAGGAACUAUUUGAAAGCUGUGAACGCCUGCGACCCAAGCUGUUCCGGCUGGCCGGAGAAAUGGAGGAGAAAGACGAGGGGCUCAACGAGAUCCUGACGGCCAACGAUGAGCUGACCAAUGUGAUCAACAUCUACAAGAAGACCAUGGGGCUAGAGCCGGCUGUCAAUGGUGGGAGCUCCACUACUGCCUUCAAUGACACCCACGCCGUGUCGGCCGUGCCAGUAGCCGCAGCUGCCGCGGGCUCCUUGCUGGACUUGGGUUCCCCGGGACCUGACAUUCGUGAAGAACCAAAGAAGGUCCCCGCCGACCUCAGCCUACUAGAUGACCAGCUGCUUGCCCUCGGCAUAGGUGAUCCAGGCCCGCCAACCGCGACCAGCAGCAUGGCUGAUCUGGGCUCUCUCUUCUCACCGGGCCUUCCUCAGAGCCUUCCUCAGGGCAGUGCGAACAUGGGUGCUGGGAGUGCCGCGGCUGGCCCGUUCGGGGGCUUUGGGAAUGCCACCACUGCCCCUUCCCGGCUUCCGGGAUAUUCGCCCUCACACCAGGCAGUGGCACAGCCCACAAUGCUGGCACCCAGUACAGCUAGCGGCCUGCUAUCUUCACCACUGCGGCCGACACCCUCUUACGUCCAGCAGGGGAACCACAUGAACAACAUCGGCAGUGGCAACAGCAAUGCCGCAACCACAGGUGGGUCUCUACUGGGCAAGUCACGUGGCAUGGAAGAGCUGGAUGCCCUGGGCCAGUCCCUCAUCAAGCAGGCCCUGCCUCACAACCCUGGCUCCCAGGGAGACUUCCCCACCACGCCACAGAAGAUUCCACUGAACCAGAUGUCGCGGCCCCUGCUGACUGCCGCGAGCUCCGGCAACAUUCCGGCUUCGGCAGGAGUCUUCCAGUCCGUGAGCGUCGGCCCUAAGACUCUGCCCCUCGGACCGUCUAUGCUGGCUCCCAUGGAGGGGCAUCCGCCGGUCUCCCCUUCCAAGAUGGCCACGGACAACCUCUUGAACGACCUGUUUGUGCCCCUGGAGCAGAUACAGCCGGGCUCACAGGCUCCUCUGAACCUGCACGAGGAGAAUGGGGUGCGUGCAGUGAUACACAUUGCACGAAACCGGCCCCAGGAGCACGUGUCGGUGCUUGUCGUGUCCAUCACGAGUCAGAGCAGUCUACCCGUGCGCCGGAUCGCCUUUCAAGCUGUCGUGCCCAAGCAGACGAUGCGGAUCAAGGUGCAACCGCCGACGGCGACUGAGCUGCCACCUCACAACCCCAUCCUGCCUGCUGCUGCCAUCACUCAAGUCAUGCUGAUCGCCAACCCUGCCAAAGACAAGGUACGCCUGAAAUACAAGCUGAGCUAUGCGAUCGAGGAGGAAAGCCACUCACAUUCCGGCGAAGUGGACUGCCCCGUGGACACAGCCGCCUCCGCCACCUCAUGAUGACAACAGCCACCCGGCAAGGAGACCCGAGGACACCACCACCGCUGCCACCACCACUCCACCGUCGCCGCCGCCGCAGGUUGACAGUACUGCUGCUGUAACACACAAACACACACCUGCGUCUGCUGCACUUCCACCUCAGGAGCCUCUGCGAGUGCCACCACAUGGUCCAGCCCCCACACAUUUCGCAGCAAGUCUUCUGGCAUCUUCACUGUGUGCCAUCUAUCCGGAGAGCUCUAAUGCCCACAUCUGGGCUUUGGUCGUUGACCAAUCGACGGUGGCUCCCCGCUGUCUGUGUCGUGUGCUCUAGAUUACGACGUAAGCUGCGUGUGUCGUCUGCUGCUUUACUGUGAUGCCUAUGGAAAUCCGACCAAAUUUUAUGCUCCCCAUGGCUUAAUACUGGUUUCAUGCUAGCUACAAAUUGCAGGCUGUUGCAGAGGACAGGGGUAGCAGACGCGAGCGUGCGGCUAAACGAGGAGACGAGAAUGCCUCACUCAGAGCAUAGAAUUUGCAUGACAAGCUCCAAGAACAGAUGGCUGUGCAGACGACGCUCGGAUGCAAUGUGUGGCAGGUGGAUGUGGCAGGCUCUGAAGUUUAGGCCUAGUUGCAGUGCUCACUUCUCACUAUAUUUUGGCAGUGGUAGUAAUUGUCUCUGUGAGUUAGAAGAAGACGGGUGGUUGGGACAUUUACUCAUCAGUGCCACGAUUUCCUUUCCCCUUUUUUUUUUUUUCUUUUGUAAUGUCCUCCUAGUGCACAGGUUUUGUCGAGAAAUGCAGCAUAACGCGCAUGCGGUAUACUUAAAGGUGUGUCACUGUGUUCUGAUUCGCUCGAUGGUGUCAUUGUUUAUGGCCAGAGUGCUGUCUGGGCACGAGCUCGGUGCAUGUAAGCCCCUGCGUUAGGAAGCCUUGAAUACCUGGUGAAUCGAACGCAUUUGUACAGACACCAUCAAAAGAUAACGCAUGCCUAACUGGGGCAAAAAAAAAAGGAAUUAGAAAUUAACACUUCACGUUGCUUUGAAACAUCACAGUUCGAGAUUAGCACCGGUUUUGAUGACUUGUACAAAAAAAAAAGGUUGUUUGUCAUAAUAGGGCUGUCGUUCUACACUCAUUUUCGCAAGUUUCGUUUUUUUUUUAGACUUGAAGCCUGCCUUUCAUGCUGGCAAGGUUUUUCGGUGUCAUGUGGUUCUGACUUCUUGCUUCGACAUAUCUGUCCACAAUGUGCUGUUGUAGCAAGUGUGGUUUGUUGUUUCAGUGCCUUGAAUUAGUUGUGUGUACUCAAGGAGCUCCUAACCAAGACGACCAACAUAUAUGUUGCAUGAUCAGCUGUACUGAUUAAGAAGGAACAACCAAGCUGUUCUUAGUAGGCAAGUCUGCUUAUUUCUGCUUGCAUGCUUCACCUUGCACAAGAAGUCCAGCAUUGAUUUCUCUUGCAAAACAAGGAGAAACAGUGGUGAAGUACGUUUACUUUCACUGUAGGUAAUGAAGUUAAAGAAACAGAGUUUUUGAGCAAUGCGAGUGCUUUGCGGGUUUUGAAAUUUCGAUCACUCGCUAAGACCUGCAUGCAGAUAGCGUGUAUGAUGUUAGUGUGUGUGUGUGGCAGAGAUUUAAGCACUAUCUGUAGGAACAUUUCCAUUUCGGAAGCUCUGUAUGGGGUUUCAAUAGGCCUAAAUUAUCACUUAGGCCUAGCAUUAAGCCUAACAUUAGGCCUAACGUUAAGUCUAUCUCGCUCGUUUUUUUACGUGCAUGGCCUUUACACAACAAAAGGGCAAAGGUACGUAGUGUGUGCAUUAAAAACACAUGCAGAAUGGAAACUGCGUGAGUGCAGUUCCUUUCUCGACUGCGAGAACAGCACAUGCUUUAGAAAUGAAGGGAAGAAAAGUGUAUAAUUGGGAAAAUACUGUUUUCUUGUGAACAAUGCGUAAGAAUAUACAGUAUCAUAAUGGUGUAACAACAAUGUUUACCACUGUUCUCUACAAAAAUCAUAUCAGCAGCAGGCGCAUGAGAGAAAUAAAUGUGCACAAAUCUUUUGCAUAUCUUGCAAGAAGGUAGCGAUGAGCGAGGCUUGCAUCCCCUAAACUGCCUUGGACCCUUUUUCAUUAUCAACACAAUUACAUAUGGAAAAAGCAGCAGUGGCCAUAGAACACAUCAAAUUGGAUUACUACUAUCACACGUACACAGCCCUUCAGUUGAUGUCAUGAAAUUUAAAGAACCAUCGGAUGCUUGCAAUACGGUCCUCGAGAUUACUGUCUAGAACUCUGUCAGCCAGUGGCAUUCUUUAUUUGUACUUUACAGAAAACUUACAUCGGUGUUCUGAAAGUGAUGUAGUGUAGGCACAUCUUGAAGCACAAUAAAGGACACAAGGCAGGUAGGAACACAUCUUUCUUCCUGCCUUGUGUCCUUUGUCGUGUUACCCCUUCAAGAGGUUUAGGCAGUAUCAACUUGUCCAAAUGUCGAUUCUACUGUGCUGUAUGAAUACGUGGACCUGCUUCGUCACUGACCAGAAACUUCGGCUGCAGAGAUAGUAGUAGCCAACUUGAGUUUGUGGAAUGCUGCUUGAGCUCUGUCCUGUUUAGUGCAAGAAGUGGAAGUCUUGCUGAAGUAGCCUCCAUCCACGACUGCGGUACUUGCAUCUCCACCGCACGGUCUCAUGCAUUGCUCCUCUCAUUCAGUUGGCCAGCUCUGUCAGCUGCUGUUGGUUGACCAUCUUAUUUUCACUAAAAGUUCUACUCUAGCAAAAUCUUGAACCUGGUUUUUAAUGCCUUCGUCUAUUUCCCAAAAAAUACUGAUCCUAAAUAUGUAUUACAUUAUUUAGUUUCUCGUAAAAUUACCGAAAUAAUAAUAUAAGUAAUGCUGCCAAGGGAAGAUUUCCUGGUAUAGUAACGAGAACAUACUGAAAUGCACCAAGAGGAGCACGUCAAUACAUAGCAGUAUGUCAAUAUACAUGCUAGCCAUGUAUGACCUGUUUUACCAGAUUGAGAUUUCGUUGCAGUUAGCUUUUAAAAGAGUGAAGGAAGGCCCCUAGUCUAGGGAUACAUUUUGUACAUUUCCUACCGUUGCAGAUUCCAGAACCACGUAACUACGAGGACAUUGGCCAGUACUAGAAGCUCCCAUGCGCACUUGCUAUGUGCUUGCCAAUCAAAACCCGACGGUCACAAGUGGAACUGAGUUGCGGGGCUACAACAUAGAUCAUUUGUUAGCCCCAUAUUUAAGCAUUGUUUUAAACAGUGCAUAGCCUUCUUGACUAAAGAAAGUGGACUGCAGUGCUGCCCCUCGACUGCACUUCAUUGAGACUACAGCGAUUCACAAACGAAAGCUUUAUAAUCGGGUUCUGCCAGUGUCUAUAUACCGAAGUGCGCCUCCAACGCAUCAGGCAUCUCCAUUUUUUAGCGCUUGUCGAGGAGCCUCCAUCCACGACUGUGGUACCAGAUGAGGCACACAGCGCUGUUAACGAGGCCUGUCUUGAGUACGGGAAGUUCCUUUUGCUGGGAGUUCAAGGUAAUGACUGUUGAGGACAAAAUGCAGACUAACAAUAUUUACUGAAAGCUGUGGCUAAAACGAAACGAGAAGUACUAACUGAACUUCAGUGCAUGAUUUGUUCUGGCAAGCACAACCUGCCACAGUACUGUACAGUUAUUACAAAUUGCGAGCAUCAUUUAUUGGCCCUGCACUGUAAUUCUGCCGUAUGUGUUUGGCAGCUACCACUAUUACUCAAGAUUUUCUCGCAGAUCUCAAUCGUCUGCCCAAGAAUGUGAGUGCUCAUGCGAGCAUUGUGUUGGGUGUUUGUGAAUUCCACAAUGUUUGCACUUUCUUUGUUGAGCAUCCUAUAAGUGGCAACUUUGAGUUGGCAAUAUUCCUAUGGUGUCGUUGUGACAUAGAAUAACUACCACAUGUUGAGUUGCAGGAUGCCAGUUUUCCCUUUCUGUGCAGGCGUUCGUUUGUUAUGCUCGCAUUUUGCCUCUUCUAAUAUUGAGCGCUGGUUUAACAUGCUAAAUGUUGCACUAUACUGGCAGCAUCUAUUAGUGUCUGGAAUAGCAUUUUCCGGUGCUCACAUUAGACGCGGCGUCAAAAAGCUUCAAAAAGAGAUGGGAUGAUAAAGGAUACACGGACAAGCAAAAUCCUUUUAUUAUCUUUCCUGUGUGUUGUCUCUCUUUAGCGUAGUGUUGCAUCAUAAAUUUCUCAAAUGAAGUACUUGGUCAAUGCCACGGCUAUGGCUAUUGAAUUGGUCAGGAUGCCUGCACGUCUAUGCUAUGUGAAUGUGUGCUGGUGAAUAGGUUUUAAUUUCAGCAAAUUGAGAAAUCUUGUAAAAUGGGUGCAUUGUUUGCGAUCGAUAGAACAUGUAAAGAUUAAACCACACCUUCUUGAACAGUGUAAAGGAGCACACAGUGAUCUUGUCAAGGGAAAUGGAAAAUUAUGUGCUGCAUAUGUAUUCCUGUCUACACAUCGCAGCAAUUACGCUACAAUUUAUCGGUGGAGGUCUUUACACUUGUGGGCCAAUAGGAGUGCAUGGAGGACAGAAAUCUUAGAAUUUUGUUCUGUGCUCCAGAUAUUGAUUUGCAGCACUUGGCUCUUUUAUGUUUAGUAGCUGUUGGUCGAGGCAAUGGAAAGUGACACAAGAUGUAUUUUUUUCUCUGCAUGUACAUUUUACCUGGCUAUAUAGGCUUUGCAAGCAAUUUCAGACGGUAGCCGCACAACUUGUUAGACACUGAUAGUUAAACUCUUCAUUGAAGUUAAGAUGCUGCUGGGAAACAUUGUCAAAUUGCUGCAAGUGCCUAAAGAUUGGACAGGUUGGCACAAUCUUGUGUGUGCUGGUAGCAUGGAGUACAUGUUUGCAUUGAGCUGUGUUGUGAUAUUACACUGUGCAUUGAUUUAGCAGUGGGCUGCUUUAUUGUUACGUAAGCUGGCUUGUAUUCCUAAACUUGCUUCCUAAAGUAUUUUUUUGAUGGCUGAAUGGAAAAGCUGAAAAAUUAAGUGGGGCUGUACUUUGGCACAACUGGCCAAGUUGAAACAAGACCACUGUCGGCUUUCAGCAAAGUUUCAUUGACGAAAACUGAACUGCAGGCCUCUUAAAGGUCGUUGUGAUUUUUUAAAUUCAUACCUUAAUGUCUCAGUGACAGAGCAUAAGUACGAUUUGGUCACCCAGCAGAAUGGAGCUUUGAUAUUGCUCUCAGUAACUGCUGCUAAACAGUUUGUUUCUUCAAGAUGUAUGCUGCUGUUGAACCAUGCGAGAAGACUCUCGUGGUUGCACUGUCUGGACGAGGUGGUUGUAGAGCUUCAGAUGUACGGGGUACUGAUGCAAGAAGUGCUCCUCAACUAAUGCUAGCCUGGGCGGCUGGCUUUAGACUGUAGAACAGACAUAAUGGAAUGCUGCACGUGUGGUUACUGCUGUGACACUAAAGAGGGCCGUACCUCGGGCCCGCACACAUUGUCUGGAGGGCCAACUGAUGAGACCUUCAUGAUCGCAGCAGUUAGUGCUGCGGGUAGAAGGAAGCAUUCCAUACUUCCAGGUUACGGUAUGCAUCAAACUUUGAGCUAGUCACAUGUCUCCGAUGAGGAGAAACUACCUAGGGUAUUGCAAUUGAAAAGGACGGACACAUUCUUUUUCUUGUCCAUGCGCGUGUUCUCUACUGUGUGUUUGUGCACGUCUUCAUUUUCUUUCCUUCCGCCCCCCUCCACUUUACGCUGCGGUCGCGUAUAUUAUAUUUUCCUCCUCUCCUUCCUUGUAAUAUACAUUCCCCGCUACUCUUUCACCUGUUUGUUGAGAAGAAUAAACGGUUUGUAAGCAUG